Messenger RNA from Dryobates pubescens (Downy woodpecker), 933 nucleotides. It is a transcript of the gene PNOC, whose product is annotated as prepronociceptin. Gene Ontology annotation, cellular component: axon terminus; plasma membrane; neuronal cell body. Gene Ontology annotation, biological process: neuropeptide signaling pathway; chemical synaptic transmission; sensory perception. NCBI's taxonomy places the organism in Eukaryota, Metazoa, Chordata, Aves, Piciformes, Picidae. Gene Ontology annotation, molecular function: opioid receptor binding. The transcript has 2 exons. Bases 59 to 643 code for a protein of 194 amino acids. The record is from RefSeq and is a predicted model, not a curated record.
GCCCUCCCAGUUUGACAGCCUUCCUCUCUCCCGUGCUGCAGCCGCUGCCGGUGCCGUCAUGAGGGCUGUGCUCUGGGACCUGCUUCUGCUCUGCCUCUUUGCCCGGGCGCGGGGGGACUGCCGGGGGGACUGUCUGCACUGUGACCGCCACCUGUACCGGGACAGCUUCGAUGUCCUCAUCUGCAUCCUGGAAUGCGAAGGCGAAGCUGUGCCACGGGCCACCUGGGAGAUGUGUGCCGCUGCUGCCGGCCGAGCCGCCCCACGGCCCCGCGACCUGCAGGAUGCUGGUGAUCCCUGGCACGAGGCGGUGCCGGUGGCACCGGCAGCACCGCUGAACCCGCUGCAGGUGAGCGAGCUGCUGCGGCGCCGGGAAGCGGAAGACGAAGGGGUGGAAGGGGCACCCGAGGACAUUUCCCGACGGCUCGGCAGUUUCCCGCGGGGGACACGAGGCGGCUCGUGGCCGGUGCCGACGGCCAAAGGGGUGCAGAAGCGGUAUGGGGGCUUCAUCGGGGUCCGCAAGUCGGCGAGGAAGUGGAACAACCAGAAGAGGUUUAGCGAGUUCCUGAAGCAGUACCUGGGCAUGUCACCCCGCUCCAGUGAGUACGACAUCGCUGGCGGCAUCAGCGAGCACAACGAGAUCUAACUGGAGACCCCCUGCCACCCGGCGAGGUCCGCCAUGGCCAAAAAAGUCAACCCUCUACCCCUCCACGCCACAUGUCCAUAGGUGAAAGUUUAAAAGGGGGCCAAAAAAUUUGGGGAAAUGGCUUGGAAAGGCCCAAUUGGAGACCAGGGGAGGGCGUCCCUCAGCAUCUGGAGGGUGCUGGGGGAAGGCCCCUGGCUGUCAGCUCACCACCACCGUCACCCAGUGAGGAGGAUGGGCAGAAGGGUUCUGCCCUCGGCAGCAAAGGGCGCUGAAGGAUUGGUUGAGCCCCU